CAAUUUACAGAACAGGAAAUUUUUUGCAAAAAAAUAUAGAUAUUGAAUUAUUUAUAAAAAAUAAAAUUGAAUUUUCAUCACAACGGAUUGCAGCACUAUCGAAAAUAUGAAGCCAACACUUGCCGCUGAUGAAAUGUUUCCCGAAGGUGCCGGCUAUAUGGACAUGGAGGAGUCCGGUGGUUCCUCGGCUAUUCUAAUGGAUUUGGCCAGCAAUGAAAAGCAUGUUCAUGCCGAUUUCUACAAUGAUUUUGAUGAUCUCUUCGAUGAUGGCGAUGAUGAUAUUUUAAAUCUCACCACUGAUAAUAAUUCAUAAAUAAAUUACAAAAACCGAAA
Calliphora vicina (urban bluebottle blowfly) is the source of this 333-nucleotide messenger RNA. RefSeq names its product COP9 signalosome complex subunit 9. Gene Ontology annotation, biological process: negative regulation of protein neddylation. The record is from RefSeq and is a predicted model, not a curated record. The transcript has 2 exons. The coding region runs from base 107 to 313 and encodes 68 amino acids. NCBI's taxonomy places the organism in Eukaryota, Metazoa, Arthropoda, Insecta, Diptera, Calliphoridae.